AUGAGCGAGUUUCAUUUUUACUCGUUGGAUCGCAGUAUAUUUGCGGCAAAUUGAACGCAUUUAUUUCACCGAGCAUGCAGCUCGCGUGUCCUCAAGCAGAGCGCGAAUGUCACGAGAGAAAAAUGCUCCAAUGCUGCUCAUAAUGUGCGACACAAUAAGCGCAUUAUAUGCGUUUUCUCUCAAAAUCAACGUGUUACUUUCUCUGUUGUUGCGAGUACGCAAAAAUUGGGAGGAGGAGGUAUAAAUGGCUUGAGAUGCAACAGAACGCUCAUUUGGCACUUGGGGCUGACAUGGUGAGCGUUCCUUCAACACAAAAAAUCUAGUCUACAGUGGAAGAAUGGUGCAGUGGUCCGUGAUAUGGGCCACGACGGCCUUUCUCCUUGCCAAAGGGUGCUCAGCAAAUCAUGGAUAUUUAGCGCACUACGCUAGUGGGGAAGGUGAAGGCUCAAAACCACCCCCGCAGCCGUUUGAGACCAAUACCAUGCCUUCUCAGCUUGCCACCCUGCCAAUUAACCACCCUCUCCACCCUGAGCCUGAAGUUGCAUCAACAGAAGUUAUAAGGACUUACUGGCCGCAGAAAGUCCAGUUCUACGGCCAUCAUCACGUUCGUCCUAUGAACAAGGUGCACAAAUUGAAGCCCUCCAGCAUUCCAUUUUACAGUGCUGAAGAUAUGACGCAAGCUAUUUUCAUGGAAGGGCCUGAACACCCACAUGGCACUUUUUAUAUACCUCUGAGAAAAACCAAGACGAAGAAAAUCAAAGAUCCUCCUUUGGAGCCGACAGCAAAUCCUUCUGUUACCAGCCCUUUUACUCUCAGCCCUGAAACAACAACCACGACCCAUGUUUUGGACAGCACAUUAAUUGAUUUAACAAACGAAAACCAAAGUGUAUACACCUCCUCUGUUCCCGCUUUCAAAGACGCAGCCAGUGUUCCAUCAAAUCAGAAAGUUCCCUUUGAUUAUCUGGUGCCACCAGAGGAAGGCGCCUAUAGUGAGUUCCCGAUUUACAACGUCGACAUAACUAGAAAGCCCUUAAAAAUUAACCCGUAUGGAGGAAAGCCUAAGGGCGCCAAGGGUCCCAACAAAGUUCGAUUUAAGGGGUCCAAAAGAUCGAAUAUUUUCUCCAGUGAAUCUCAGAGAAACCAAGUCUUCAAAGCUCCACCUUUCGGGCCGAUAAUGAGUAAAUUGCCCGUCCCUUACAAACCCAUGCAACCCAGCAACAGUGGUUUCUUCCGUUAUCUUUUCUCCACCCCUGCUGUGAGCCCAACAACUCCUUUCCCAUUGCGCUCUCCCUUCUUUGGCGACAACGAAAUCCAAUCGGCACGGUUUAAACCACAUCAAGUCAGAAAGAAAAAUCAAUUCCCACCACCAAAUGUCGGCACGCCUAGCUUCUUUGAUGCUGACUACAACAUGAUUCGGCCAACCCUCUCAACUGUGAUCGUUCGUGAGAAUGGUUGGGUGCCAAUUGCCAACCCCAACCCACAAAUUCUGCGCCCUUACACCUCUGCACCGUCAAUACUCAACUUCCGCCAGUCAAUGCAACCUUUCACGCAGUUGCAGAGCACACCCAACGUCGGCUACACUUCUCCUCGGCCGGUAUUUCACGUCCAGAGCUCUCCCACGACCCACACUUCUGCUUUACCUACAACAACUUCAUUACCAAGUACCACCCUAAGUACAAACAACCAUCAAACUGCAGCGUCCUCUGAGACAGCGACAUCUUCACAAGAACAGCAAGAACAACAUCAGAAACAGCAGCAACAGCAACAACAACAGCGGCAACAACAAGAGCAGCAGCAGCAACAGCAGAAGCAGCGACAACAGCAGCAGCAGCGGCAACAACAAGAGCAGCAGCAACAGCAGAAGCAGCAACAAGAUCAGCAGCGACUGCAAGAACAGCAGCAGCAGCAGCAACAACAACAACAACAACAGCAGCAGGAGCAGCAGCAAUUUCAAUAUCAGCAACAACCGAAAACGAUAACUAACGUUGAGGUUGUACCUUCCAUCGAGUCCCCUCCUAUUAUAAUAAAGAAUCCUGUCUCGAAUUUCAACGCUGAGUAUUUUUUGCAACAGGCGUUGACUCAGGUGCGGCACCAGCAGCAGGAAAAAUAUACGCACGCGACUCGCAACCAGGCUCCGACCAGACGCGCCUUUGUAGCAGAUGAAGAAGUAAUUUACCAGAACCCCGUGCAUGGCGUUUACAAGGACCCGUACGUGACCAUCCACUACCCCAUCGAGUCAACCUUCUUCCAAAACACCGAAGAAGAAAGGAGCGGAACGACGGAAGAGGCAGGAACGACUCCUUCAUAUUAUGAUUUUCACUUGAACAACAUCCCUACCACUUUACCCUCACAGCCGAAAGAGGUUAAGAAAUUCCACUACAUGUAUUCUUCAGUGAAGCCGAGAGUGGUACAUGAGAAGGACAGAUCAGUGAUUGAGAAAAUUCAGUCCAAAAAACGAAAGGAAUCGCGAGCAGAAAGGAAAAUAAGGGACCCAUACCUCGUGUACGCAGAGCCAACUGCUCCUAUGUUGGACGAACUCUUGGCCACCAGCAUGGUGACUCAGAAGACUCUCAGUGGGGCUAGACUUGGACAGUCUUCUGGCGAAAGGAGAUCUUUGAUAGAGGCACAAACCGAAAAUCAAACUGAAAAGAGCGAGAUGGAGAUAGUCAAGUCGCAAGGAGGUCUUCACCAUGAAGAGGUUGAGCACUACCAUUCUCCAGUUAGAUCGGAUGCCCAAUUUUUGUAGAUUAAGCUUUAACUUAUCUGACUUGAUUAAUGUAAAUAAAGCUUAGGUUUUAUAUAUAA
Cloeon dipterum is the source of this 2805-nucleotide messenger RNA. Its product is annotated as RNA-binding protein 33-like. Gene Ontology annotation, cellular component: SAGA complex. Gene Ontology annotation, molecular function: transcription coregulator activity. The transcript is spliced from 4 exons. The coding region runs from base 338 to 2746 and encodes 802 amino acids. The record is from RefSeq and is a predicted model, not a curated record. NCBI's taxonomy places the organism in Eukaryota, Metazoa, Arthropoda, Insecta, Ephemeroptera, Baetidae. Gene Ontology annotation, biological process: regulation of transcription by RNA polymerase II.